CCAGAAGAAAGAAACACAACAAUCCUUCCUUGCGAACACCAAUCCGACCGAACACAGCAUUGUCAUAAGUGACUAUUCGAUUCUCUGCAUCACCUAGGCGGUGCAGUCCGAGUGGGAAACUGUUCGAUUAUCUAGUUUUCAUUGAUCAAGGCUACGGUGGUUGGACACAAGUCACACAAUCUGUAAAGAAUUGAAUAAUGACAUUGGUUUGAUGUUGUAAUGAAUAUCUGUGUUUUGGGAUGGUUAGGGCUUGCUUUUUUCGAUUUCAACUGGUUAUUUUUUGUGGGGUUUUCAAGUGCUUUCGUGUACCACCGUAUUUAUUCAGAAUACUGAUGUUGGACUUCGGGGAGGGUAAGUUAGGGUUAGGGUUUUGGGGUUAGGGAUAAGUUAGUAGGGUUACAAUUAGGUUUAGGGCUGGCUUAGGGGUGGGGUUGUGGAGAUGGACGAGAAUCCUGAGGUUGAAGAAGGAGAGGCAUGCUAUGAUAAGAAGGAUGACGAUGACAAAAUCAUCGACCCUGAUGUUGCUCUUGCUUACAUUGAUGAAAAAAUUCAAAAUGUUUUGGGGCACUUUCAAAAGGAUUUUGAAGGUGGAGUUUCUGCAGAGAAUUUGGGGGCAAAAUUUGGUGGGUAUGGCUCCUUCUUACCUUCCUACGAACGUCCUCCUUCUAUCUGGUCACACCCCAAAACUCCACAGAGAGACUUAAGUACACCAAGAUCUCCAGGCAAUUUACCCUUGGAGGGUGCCUCACAGACUCCGAAAGCUCCUGCAAGUGAACCCCAAUCCUCAAUGAAUCAGACUGUUUCCUGUAGCAUCCAUGCAUUGCAGACGGGUUUCCCAUCUGGAGAUGCAUCAGUCAAGCAAGAUUUGUGCAUGCAUUCUUCUAAAGUUGCUCAGAAGACUACCACGAAGGAUGAGGAUUCUGACGGACUAUUCAACCCAACCAAGAAAAGUUCCCUGAAGGUUCGACUAAAAGUAGGUUAUGAUAACAUGGCAUGGAAAAUACUUUAUAAUAAUCUCGGACUGGAUAACUCUCCUUCAUCAUCACUGCGAAGCAGUCCUGAGGAUAUUGGUGGUGUUCUGCCUCUACCUGAAGAGAUCACCGAUGAAUCUCCAGCUAGCAUUCUCCAGGCUAUGACUUCAUCUCCAGUCCCGGGGGGUGUAUUGCUUUCUCCUCUUCAUGACAGUCUGUUUUCCGCGGUGAGAAACAAAGGACUGUCUAGAGAUGGGAAACAUAAGCUGUCUCUCAAAGGCAGUCAAGAAUAUUCUGCCUUGUCUUUGGGUGGUUCAGUUGCUACUUUGAGCAAUGGUAAACAAUUUAAGGAGAAAAAAGCUAAAUUGGUGGGUAGGAGUGAAACACCAGUUGAGCUGAAGCAUAGGGAUAGGCUUGGUUCUGGUGAGGAUGAUACAGCUUCUCUGAAGGGAAAAUUAGAAAAUGAAGAUACAUUGGACAAGGAAAUUCCAUAUAAAGGUUUGAAACGAGAGCCUUUAUUUAAUUUAGUAGAUUUUGGUGGUUCUGUAAAAACAGCUGGUAAGGCAUCUGAAAGUUCUGGCGGGGCCUAUAAGGAUGUGAUGAGAGACAAAUUGUUAUCGUCUGCUGUGGUGAAGGAGCACUCAGCGGAGUCCAUUUCAACUUCGAGAGAGGACCAUGGCCAAUGUUCAAAGAGAAAUUUUCAGAAUAGAUCAGUGGAGAAGAGUCCAGAACAUAGAAUGGUAAAUCUCCGUAAGGAUGUUUCAGUUGAUCUAAGAGAUGGUGCCAAGUGCAUGGGUAACAACACCUUCUCACAUUUUAAAGCUUCCACAAAUUCGUCCAAAUAUAAGGACAGACUUGAAGUCGGAUCAACAUCUCCUCCAACGCAGAAGGUUGGCCAGAAAGCUAGAUUUUUUGCACAGGACGAGAUUAGCUUGCCCUGUAUGAAGAGUAAGCCUUUGCCCUCUAUGAAGAGUAAGGCUUUGUUGGAGGGCACUAAAAAGACGGUUAUCCCUAGCAACAGAAAACCUGCUGCUGUUUCAACAAAGGAAAUCACAGAUACGGAUGAGGGUGUAGCUCCUAAGCAUACAAUGAACACUGCAUAUAAAAUUAAGAUGCUCAAGUUGAACAAUCCGAAGAAUAUUAAUAAGGUCAAAGACACAUUUAAAAUUUUUCCUUACAUGAAGUUGGAACAGAUGAAUUAUCAGACAGGUUCAUUGGAGAGGUGUUCUGGAGAUAAGUCUAAUGACUCUGGAACUGGUGACUUAGAGAUAGCGCAGUCUUCAUGUUUGCUUACCCCAAAGCGGAAAUUUGAUGGUAAAAGAGUUGUCGACCGGCCUAUUUCCAGGGAGUCCAUCAAAGAUGCCCCGAAAAUUGUGCCUCAUAUUGCAGAAAGUGAACAUGCUUCUGAGGCAGUACCGUCACCUGCUAAACCUGCAGAUUUAAAAGAUGACUGGGUUUGUUGUGAUAAUUGUGGGAAGUGGCGUCUGAUUCCUUAUGGUAUCAAUUUGGAGCAACUCCCGGAAAAGUGGAUGUGUAGUAUGCAAGACUGGCUGGGACCUGGAAUGAAUCGUUGUGACAUCAGUGAGGAUGAGACUACAAAAGCAGUCUCUGCAUUGUAUCAGCUUCCUGUCCCUGAGAGUCAAACUAACAUGGAACAUCAAGCUAAUGGAACUUCAAUUGGAAUUCCCUUGGUCAAUGCCCAAUGUCUUGACCAGAGCAAACAACGUCUUAAGAAUCAUGUUGUGACAAUCGGAGGAAAGAAGAAGGAUGUUCCGAGGCACGCUGAAAGAAUCGAAAGUAGCCUGAAAUGGAAAUCGAAAUCUGCAAAAAACCAUCUUCGGGAACCUGUGAAAAGCAUAAGCUUAAAAGACAUGAACCAACCUCAUGCAGAAUCCAAUGUCAUGAAAAAAUCUAGUUACCACAAUUUGAGUCAAUCACAGAAUUUAAUUGCAGAAAAGCGCAUCUCAAAACUUGAGGAUAUUCGUACAAAUGGAGCAGGUAAGGCUAAGCAGGUAAUGAUGCAAACCAGGGGGGAAUCUGAUCAUUAUGGACAUGGAACAAUUAAGAAGAUUAAGAUAGAAAAUAGAAGCCGUGCUGGUGAAAAUCAGAAUUUAAAAAUUGAUCAUGGAAGGUUGGGUCUCAAUUCGAGUACUGGUUUGCCAGCUAAAUCAGGCAGAAAAAAUGUGCAGAAACACAACCAGUACUUCGAUAUUGAGGAGUUGAAAUGUGACGUAAAGGAUAGAUUGCUAGGAUCAGUAAAGAAAUCGGGUGGCCAGGCUCAGGUAUUCAUGGAUGGUGGAUCGGUGAAUAUGAAAACACACAAUGAAUUGGAUCUAUCUGUUAAGAAAAGGAAGUUGAAGGAAUGGCAGGACUCCUACAAUAAUGUUCAGAAAAGUGAAAUAUAUGCAAAGGAAGAAAGUAGUGAGAGCGGAUAUAGGAAGGUAAAGAAAUUUAAGGUCUUGAAUACUACACGGAAGGAGUCUGGUGAAAGCAAAAAAGGUAAAGUGAUGCAAAUUUUAGCGAAAGGCAGUCAAGGAAAACCAGCAGACGGUACCGUAGAAGGAGUCGGAAGCAUGAAUAAAAGUCAGCAACCCUAUAACAAAAGAAGAAAACAGGUAUCUGAACAAAUCUUGGCUGGUGUAGAUUCAAUGAGAAGAGAUUUUAGACCCGAACAAGUUUCGGUGGCAGCCACUUCAAGCUCUUCAAAGGUUUCAGGUUCUCAUAAAACUAGAGCAAUUUUUGAAGAAGUUAAAGGCUCGCCAGUAGAAUCAGUUUCCUCUUCUCCUUUGAGGACCUCACAUGUGAAAAAGACUACAUCGGCACAGUUGGAUAAUGUAGUGAAAAAUGAGGCCAUAAAGUGUGGCCUUCACGCAGUUAGGGAGUUCAAGAGAUGCCUCAAUGGAGAAGGUAAUGCUGAGAAUAAUGGAUCUGCUAUAACAAGAAAGGAUAGGUUAGAUUACCAAGUUGGAGAUAUUAAUUGCAAAAUCAGUGGCAUUGCAAGACUUCCUUCAGAUUUGCAUAGUGGUGAUACUGAUGUUUUAGAACAUUGCCCCUUCCCUGGUGAUCUGCAACCUGGUUAUGAUGAAGAAAGAGUGGAGAACCACACUAAGGUGACUUUUUCAUGGAAAUCUGGCAAGGGUAAUGCUGUGCUGUCGAAGGAUGGCCAGAGUCCCACAUCAGAUUUUGAAAGAGAUGAGAUCAAGAUUUUCAAUUCUCCGAAAAUUCAAGGAGAUUUUUCUUUCAACAAGAGCAAUAAAUAUGAGUCAGAAGACCAUCAUCAGCCCUUUCAUGAAACAAAUAAUGAUGUCAAAAACAAUAAUUCUGAUAAGUCCAGCAUUAAAUGUAGCAGGGAAGAGAAACAUGAAGCUAGCAUUAGGGAUUUUGUAGGACAAUUCUCAAUUCACAGCAGAUUGAAAGAAAAUCGAUUGAAUCCAGAAGGGCAGGAUGAUUCAGACAAGAAGUUGGAUGCUAUAUGCAGCACGAAUGGGGUGAAUGACCUCCAGCACGCCAUUCAGGAAUUUGAGGAUGAAAGCAAAGGUGAUCUGAGACACUUGGGACCAAGAAAUGCUUUGUCCAAAUCGGGGUCACUUUAUGAAGAUGGAAGUAAACAAGAAACACAGUGGAACCGACCAGACCCUAAAUUACAGCUUGGAGGAUUGGUUGAAGGUUAUCCAGUUAGUGCCUCUGACGAUGGUGAUACUUCAAAGGCACUAAAUCACCGCACAAAUUCUGGUACAAAAAAUGAAACUCGCCACAGUUUGGGACAUAGCAUACCUGAUUCUAGAAGGGUCAGGGAUUCUAAUGGUUCAGGUCACGGGAGAAUGAUUUCCUCCAGUCAGGCUGCUAAUAACGCCCUGAAGAAAGCCCAGUAUUCUAGAGACUGUGCAGAUCGUCUUAAGAGCUCUGGGUUUCCUUUUGAAAGUAAUGAGGCUUACUUCCAAGCUGCCUUAGAGUUUCUGCAAGGAGCUUUUCUUCUGGAAACUUGCAAUAGUGAGAGUGGCAAACAUGGGGGGAUGACUCAGGUGCAAGUGUAUUGUACUACGGCUAAACUUUUUGAGUUUUGUGCCCGUGAAUAUGAAAGAAGGCAAGAAAUGGCUUUUGCAGCUUUGGCUUAUAAAUGCAUGGAGGUGGCAUACAUGAGGGUAGUUUAUUGUAAACAUUCUAGUAUGAGUGGGGUACAGAGCGAGUUGCAAGCGACUUUGCAAAUGGCUCCUCAAGGUGAAUCCCCUUCAUCCUCUGCUUCAGAUCUUGAUAACUUGAAUAAUCAACCAACGACAGUAGAUAAGGCUACACCAUCCAAGGGCGCAGUUCCUCAUGUGGCUGGAACUCAUGUCAUUGUUGCUCGGUCCCGACCAAAUUUUGUACGGAUGCUUGACUUUACACAGGAUGUAAAUUUCGCCAUAGAGGCCUCAAUAAAAUCUGAGAAUGCUUUCAAGGAAGCUAAUUUAACUCUGGAAAUGGCAAAGAAUAGAGUGUGCAUUACUUCUAUCAAGAAGGUUGUUGACUUCAGCUUUCAAGACGUGGAAGGACUCAUACAUCUCGUUCAACUUGCAAGGGAGGCCAUUAGCCGCUCUGGUUUUGGUGGUGCUGGAGAGUAAGUUAAUCGAUACUGUCUUUCUGGCUAAUUUUCGAAGGGGUAAGCAUCAGAAGGAAAGUAGCGAAGAUGCCAUUCAGAUCUGUGCUUUGAAGUUUGAAACUGCAAAGAAGUGAUCACCACAUUUCUGUACAUGUGUACAAAGUGAGAUUGAUUUGCCAAUUUUGUACUGUAGUUUUUGAAUAUUCCGCUUGUCCUUGAUGAGAAUAAGGACACAGUAUGCUCACCUUUAAUUAAGUUUCUGGGUUAGGACUUAGGAGAAGUGGAAAAGAAUUCUUACUUGUUCGGUUACAUAAUUUGGAGUUUAUGUGGCAAGCCAGUUUAAUGUAUAUUUUUGGUUCCAUUUGUUGGGAGCUUGAGGUGAACAAAUAUUUUCAGAGAUUGAAAACAUUAGGCAACCAUUUUUAAGGAGGUUGAAUAUUGAUAUAGUAAUUAAUGGUCAGUUUGCUGUCCAACCUUUCUAUUUUGCUCCCAUUUAUUUAAAAUGACAAUAUAAAUGACUUGAAUUUUUAGAGCAAAUUUCCUUUUUACUCAUAGAAACGUCAAACAUGAGCUUUUUCUAACAGGGUUCCCUCUUAGAGGAACAAUUUUAUGUCUGCAGGUAACUAUCAUAUAUUUUCAUUGUCCGGGAGUUUAUUUUUUGGGUCCCCUGCUUUUAAAUACAUCUGACUGGUUGUUGCUUUUGUGUAGGUUGUAUCAUUGUGCUUCAUUCUGGUUCUUCUGGAAUCGUGUUAUAAUAUGCAAUACAUAUAAGAAGGAUUUGAAUUUUCUGCAAUGAUGUCUAAAGAGUAGUUUCCUUCCCAAGGUUUGUUAAGAUUUUUAGUUAUAUUUCAGUAUAUCAUCAUUUCUUUGGUCCUAUUACCUUCUUCCUGUCUUUUCAGUUUACUUUAACAUGGACUGCAGGGGAUAUUUCGUUUUAUUGUUGGCCUUGUUGUCGACAGCAGGGUAGUCAGAAACUUUAUACACGAUGGAUUUUUAUGUGACUUAAAGAAAUAAUCUGUAGCAGCCAUGCGACUGAUUAUUUCUGUUAGAGCAUUUUGAGUUUGGUACUCACUCUGUACAUUUAUCACCAUUAAUGUGGAAGAUGCAAGUUAGCUCAUUGGAGUGUGGAUAGUUUUGUACAAAGUUUCAUGUUAUUAAGUUGAAACUGGCUGGGACCCUACCUAGGGAAAGGCGGUACAUGGCCUUGAACUAAAGUGACUUUGGCAUGAGCAAAUAAGAGAUUGCUUAAAGGUUGCCAGUUGCCACAAUCCGCUCACUGUUGUUGCUCAGCUGUGAAGGAUGGAGAUCCAGUACACUAAUAUUACUGCCACUCUGUGGGAGACAAUUUUGGCCCUGCAAAGUCUUGAAUUUUUUUUUGUGGAUAUGGAUGGCACAAUGAUGAUGGAAGUGUGUGGACACAAUGGCUGGAUUCUGACUCACUUGAAUAGGAUGCAUUCUUUUAGCAGAAGUAAUUUAUUUUAUUGCAAUGGGAUCUGUACAUACUCAUUUAGAAACAAUGAGCUUAUACCUGUAACCCUAAAGAAUACUCAGUUGUUUCCUAAAUCCCUAAUUAUUUGUAAUCUGUUGAAAGAAUAUGUGAGACAAUUAUUUGGAUUUCAAUUUAUUUUGACAAAGUUUGGG
This is a messenger RNA of Tripterygium wilfordii, 7188 nucleotides long. RefSeq names its product cysteine-tryptophan domain-containing zinc finger protein 3-like. Gene Ontology annotation, molecular function: zinc ion binding. Bases 440 to 5569 code for a protein of 1709 amino acids. NCBI's taxonomy places the organism in Eukaryota, Viridiplantae, Streptophyta, Magnoliopsida, Celastrales, Celastraceae. The record is from RefSeq and is a predicted model, not a curated record. The transcript has 13 exons.